Molecule: messenger RNA, 3806 nt
Organism: Physcomitrium patens
Lineage: Eukaryota; Viridiplantae; Streptophyta; Bryopsida; Funariales; Funariaceae
Source: RefSeq, a predicted model, not a curated record
GGUGAGCGUCAAUGGAUCCAUCGAACGUCUCCGCCUCGGGAGGCGUUUGAAUUCCUUGAUCGCGCCACUAACAGACUAGCGGGAUUUCUUUUGUAAUUCCUCCUUUGCUAGGGUUUAGAUAGUCGGACAUAGUCAUGCUGAGUCCCGCGCUUUGUCCGUCAAUUGUUAUCGCACUGCUCGCCAUUCCGUCUCGCUGGAUUGCAGAUCGUGGAGAGUGGAGAUUAUGGGGAUGUUUUUAUGGUUGGCGGUCGAGUUAAGGUUUUACGAGGGUAGAAAUGUAGCGUGGUGGAAUCGAUGUCUAUAUUUGCUGGUGCCGGGCACAGAAGGUAUUUUUUCGGGUGUUUGAGGUGCUGCCGUCAAUGGUAACGGUACGGUAAUGGAAGGAGGUAUGCCGUCGAUGGCGAAAAAUGUAGGGGUAGGUGGUAUUCAUGUGGAGCAGGUUGGAGGAUAUGAAGCAUUGGACAAUGUGGAUGGCAGGAACGAUAGGAACGAGUUAAAUGAACGUCAGUUGGCGGAGAAGCUUGGGAAGAGCGAGGCUGGAAGGAAGAAGCUGCGGCAGGCGAUUGUAUUGCUCAAGGAAAAAUUGGAAGCUACCUCCGCGACUUUGGGAGUCAAUGACGUUCUCCGCCAGGAGGUGGAGAGAGAGCGGUUGAAUGUAGACGCGGAACGGAAGAGGGCAGGAGCGGAGAAAUUGUUGCGAGAGAAAGUUGAGAAGGAGAAUUUGACAAUCAAAGAGCAGUUUUUGGACGUUUUACACAGGUUGGAUUUUCUGGAGAGUAGUUAUAAGGUAGACCGGAAUGAAUUUAGUCGGAUCCAUUCUGAGGUAAAGGAGGUAGUAGGUGGCAUUGGUGCUGCUUUACAAGCUGUUGAAGCAACUAAGAGUCUAUAUCAGUCAUUGGAGCGGAGUAUUCACGCCAAGAUUAAUGGAGUCGUUCAAUCCUCAUCGAGAGCUUUGGCAAUUGCUCAGAGUGGGCGAGCGACCGCGUCUAGAGCACAAGCUACGGCUGAGGCAGCUCAAUCUUUGUCCAAAGCUGUGCAGAUGGAGGUGCGGUUGGUAUCGUCUCAAGUUUCCACGUUACAAAAGCAGACCUCAAAUCUUGUGGCAGUAGAGGCUUCAUUGCAACAAGAAUCGCAACUUAAAGGUCCAGGGACUCCUCUGAAUAGUCCGGACUCUGGGGAAACCAAUAUUUGUCUAUCUGUUCUGAAACAGAAGGUUUCAGCUGACGUUUUUUCUCCGAGUAGCUCAGGUUUUCCUGCUCAAGUGACUGUAGCUUCAAAGAAUCAAACUCAGGAACGGAAAAGCUCACAGGAAAAAGUUGAUCCUACCAAAGUAGAUAUACUUAACAUGCUGGUUGCUUCUAAAGAGAAGUCUCGGAAUAAUCAGUUGUCUUCUAACGCUACAUUACCUCGAGGGGGAAUGAUUCUGAGUAGGAGCCAGCUUCCUGAUGGAGGGUCGAAGUCGCAGACUGUAAUCCCACAGGUUCUUUCAGGGGUUAGCAAUCCCAGAAAAGGUCAAUCAGAAUCGGUGAACAGGGAGGAAUUCACUCCAAUCGUUCCCUUCAAGAAAUGCUCAGUGUCAAUAAUUACAGGAGUUGAUUCUGUUUUGAGUCCUGCCGUACGUGUUCCCGCUCCGUUGGACUCUGCUACAAAAUCCGCUCAAUCGUUAUACAUUACUCCGUUAAAUGCAAGCGCUAAUCCCGUGGAGAAAGUAAACGAAUUACAGUCUCAAUUGGUUUCAAGCGUUUCUAAAGGAUGUUCUAACAAGCGUCCUGCUGUGAAGAGAGGCGGAAGGGAUCUCAAUGAUACAAGACCUGUUAAGGCGAUGAAUCUGAGCGAGGGUAACCUUUUGAGAGGUGCGCUACGGAGUAAAAGUGCCGCUGAUGUGAUUAGAAAGAAAACUACCACUGCAUCCAAUCCUGCUGUAUGCAAUGAAAUUAAGGGUGAUGGUAUAUCCUCUGAAGGCGUGUCCCAGUCAAACGAUAAGCCUUAUCCCAACACAGCAACUAAACUGCUGAAGUCUAUAAUGAAGACAUUAGAGAAGGAGAGUAAGAGUCGUAGAAUCGUCGAGGACAAGCUUAUGGCUUUGCGGGAGACAUUGGAGAGUGGUGGUAGGUCUGAACCGAUGGCGCAAAUAGGUUCGAAGCGGAAACGAGAAUCGAAGAAAGAUAACCGUGAUGGAACUUCAGAAGAUAAGGAGAAGAAACGGAAUCGUCAGAGGGAAGAAUCUAGGAAAAAAAUAAUCAAUUCAAGCCGUAAUGACAUUGUGACAUCACCGGUUGAGCGACGCUGUACCAUUGAGGACAAGUGUAUUCUGCAGGAAGAGACACAGCAACGUGAUAACCUGAUAACCGGAGAUCGUCAACCUAUUGAGGACAGGCUUUCGGAGAUGAUGUCCACUCUCCUAGACAGAUGCAGAAGGGAAGGAUUUUUCAAGACUCCUGGAGAUUGCCAGGGAAGGCGAGAUGUACCUGGUGCCGAGGAAUGCAAGGAUGUUUCUGGUGUAGAUAUUUGCUAUGAAGAUGUAUCUGGAGAAGGAACGGACACGAAUACAGACCUGGAGAGUACUGAUGAUGACUUGGGAGACGACUGGUGGACCGGAAUAGAGCUGUUAUCACCACUUUCGGGAAAUGAUAUUGCUUCUUAAUCAGCCUUAUUAUAAGAUUUGGGAACAACAUGCUGAUAUGUUCACAAGCCCGUAGUGGUGAAAGCAAUCAGAUCGUAAGUCCAGACUAGAUGUGCUCUGAGAGGAUCAUUCUACAGACGAAGCACACAGGGUUAUGGAUAUCAAGUUUCUAUCCUGCUGGAAACCUGGCAUUCAGUAGACACUACUGGACACAUACAAUGAAUCUCUCUUCGACUCUCUAUGGAUCUGGUUGUAAUCCUUUGGAAAGUUUUGUGUCUAUCACAUCACUAACUCUAGAGAGCGUCCCAUGAAAAUUUAUGCUUGUGCGACAUUCAAUCAUCAGGCCGUGCGGCACAUGAGACUUAAAGAUAUAUGACCGAGUUGACAUUGGGGUAGAGAAUUUCACACGUAGAACGAGAUUCUUUGCUGUGAAUCUUUUUCAAAAAAUGAAUGAAGAUUUGCAGUCCUUUCGACAGACCACAGGGCCGCUGGUUGAGAAUGAAAGAGCCAGAAAUAAUGUGAGCAUAGAUAAAAAUCAUACCAUCAGCUGUGCUUCAGUAAAAAGACUCAAUUGCAAUUUGCCUUCGGGUACGCAUAUUUACUUUAACAGGUACCAAGGAGACGGUGUCAAUCAGCUUGGUAGCUGGUUUCGUAAAGAGACACUAUCCAUUGCCCUGGAAGUCAGCAUCAACCGAUAGACUAUAUCAGAAAUCGGCGAUUGAGAUACUAGCUUUGCUGCACAUAGUAUCUGUUUGAAUUACAACGCGCGGUCUGUUUGUCUCAGCUAGAGCUGUCGUGUGAAGUGAUCGAGUGUCAGCUUCACGAUUCCAUAUGCGCCUAUCAAGAUUCAAGUCCAUUUAUUCACAUUCUGCCCUCUUGCAAUACAGAAUGACAUCCGAUUAGCGUUUCGACCUGUUUGCCCAGUCUCGGAUCCGAACUAUGCUAACACUGUGGAACAAAAUAUAGAGAUGCGAGUUGUAGCGACCAUCUGACAAGUUCUGCAGCACUUCUAAUUGAAGUUGUUCUGCUUGUGAUUGUGUCGCAGCAGCGGACAGCCUGCAUGUCCCCUGCUUAUUUUUGUUCCGCAAAUGGUGUGUGACCCAAUUGGAUUUCGAAUAGCCUAAUCUUGGGGCCAAAUAACCUUGAGACUCGAAAUUUUCAAAUGGAGAACACACAUUUCAAA